This is a messenger RNA of Suillus paluster, 444 nucleotides long. RefSeq lists its product as uncharacterized. NCBI's taxonomy places the organism in Eukaryota, Fungi, Basidiomycota, Agaricomycetes, Boletales, Suillaceae. The transcript has 11 exons. Bases 1 to 444 code for a protein of 147 amino acids. The record is from RefSeq and is a predicted model, not a curated record.
AUGUCCAAACAACAAACAACACCAAAUAGACAUGCUGCACCUGCAAGGAUCCAAAGGAUCUACCAUAAUGUCAACUUUCAUGCCCACCAUUUAGCGUCUCCCACUCAAUGUGUGUCCUUCAUUCAGUUCACUGUGCACUACUCAAUGUUUCUCUCUUUAGUUCUAGUGUUUUCUCUGUGUCUUUUUCAUGUCUCUCCCGCAGUUAGAUUCGGUGUCAGGAUUGUUCUCAAUAUUUUUUCAUGUCUCUCUGUGUAUCUUCUCUUCUUAGCGUCUCUCUUGUUGGUAGUGGGUGAUCUGGGGGCUUGCAUGCGGUGCAUGCCACUUUGCAUGCCACUUUCUCACAAGACUUUGAUGCAACAUAAAUUUCAGAAGCUAAGUGCCGUAUUUGAUGCUGGGCGACAUUUUUAUCAUCUGACUUUGUCGCAAUAUGACUUUCAAAGCUAA